Molecule: messenger RNA, 1586 nt
Organism: Amphimedon queenslandica
Lineage: Eukaryota; Metazoa; Porifera; Demospongiae; Haplosclerida; Niphatidae
Product: DIS3-like exonuclease 1
Exons: 14
Biological process (GO): rRNA catabolic process; mRNA catabolic process
Cellular component (GO): cytoplasmic exosome (RNase complex)
Molecular function (GO): 3'-5'-RNA exonuclease activity; RNA binding
Source: RefSeq, a predicted model, not a curated record
CAUGGAAUAGUUCAUAGAAAUCGUUCCAUACCUGGUGAUAUUGUGUGUGUCCAGUUGCUUGAUAGAUCAGAAUGGAAAGGAGUGACAAGAAAGUUACCAUUAAGAGAUAAUGAUGAGUCACAUGAUGAAUCGUAUGACAGCCCCAGACCAACUGGUAGAGUGGUUGGUAUAUGGUCUCGUUCUGAUAGAGACAUCAUUGCUAGUUUUCCAGAAGAAAAUGUUUCUAGUGAUAAAAUGAGAAAGGUACUUGUUGUACCGUAUGAUAUAGGAAUACCUAAAAUAAGAAUAAAUACAAGACUAUCAAAUGAACUCAAACACCACAGGAUUGUAGUUCGUUUUGAUGAUUGGGAUAUCAAUUCUCAUUAUCCUAAUGGUCACUUUGUACGGAGCAUUGGACCUAUAGGAGAUACUGAAACUGAAAUCCAGGCUAUACUAAUUGAGAAUGAGCUUAGCACUAGCAGCUUUACUCAAUCAAUACUCUCUGAAUUACCAGAUGGGGACAGUUGGAAAAUUGAAGAUGAAGAGUUGAGAAAGAGAAGAGACUUACGAUCGCACCUCAUAUACAGUAUUGAUCCUAAAGGCUGUGAGGAUGUGGAUGACGCUCUCUCUGUUAAGUCAUUAAGGAGAGGCAUUGAGUUAGGUGUGCAUAUUGCUGAUGUGUCAUAUUUUGUAAGAUCUGGUAGCUAUACUGACAGAGAGGCUAAAGAGAGGUCAACGACUGUGUAUUUAGCUGAUAGAAGAUAUGAUAUGUUGCCAGCUGUACUUAGCUCCAACCUUUGUUCAUUACUCAGUAAUGUAGACAGAUAUGCUGUAAGUGUUAUAUGUACAUUAGAUCCACAUUAUGAAAUUAAAAGUAUUUGGUAUGGACGUACAAUAAUUAGAUCAGCUUAUAAACUAACUUAUGAGGUAGCACAGGAUUUGUUUGAAGAUAAAGAUGAUGAAUAUAUGAUAAGUUUAAUACCUGAAUUGAGUGAAUCAAAAUUAACACCACCAGAACUCGCAGAAAAAGUCAGUGAAUUGAGGCACUCAAUAAAAAAGUUGGUGGAAAUUGCACGUGUACUAAGAGAAAAAAGAAACAGGAAUGGUGCACUUGAACUUGAGGGAGUUGAAGUGAAAAUACAAAUGACUGAUAAAGACAAUAUUGAUGACAUAAUACCUAAAAAGCCACAAGAGAUACAUGAAACAGUUGCAGAGUGCAUGAUAUUUGCUAAUGAAUGGGUUGCUAGGAAAAUAUCACAUCAGCUACCAUCAAAGGCACUGUUACGUAGUCAUGGUGCUCCUCCACAAGAUAUGUUUUCUUCACUAAAGGAAUGCGCCUCUGCACGUGGGUAUGUAAUCAAAACUAGCAGUAAUCUAAAACUAGCUCAAUCACUUGAUAAUGCUGUUGAUGAAUUUGAUCCUGAAGUCAAUAAGGUAUUGAGAAUGUUAGCGACACAGUCGAUGAUACAAGCAUUGUAUACAUCUACUGGCUCUAAUCAUAAAUUAAGUCACUAUGGACUGGGAAUAGAGUGUUACACUCACUUCACUUCACCUAUUAGGAGAUAUGCUGAUCUACUGGUAAGAGAAGGGAGAGAGAGAGAAAAAAG